ACCGUUUCAUGUCAAUAGAGUCGCCUUGCAUGUAAACAAAUUCUGUGCGAUAAAACUAGUUGUUUAAGUUGUUUGUCAAAUCCUAGGAUACCAUAUAGACUACCUAAAAUGUCUGCAGUACUUUCCUUAGAAAAUCCCUUGUUGAAAACCUAUUUUUACUAUGUUUCGGUGUUGGGAUUGAAAAUGCUGUUGAUGUCGGCAAUGACCGGCUUCCAAAGAUUUAAAACGAAGUCAUUCGCCAAUCCUGAAGAUGCUGAGCCUAUGAAACUAAAAGUGAGGGUCAAUGAUGCUGUGGAGAGAGUGAGAAGGGCCCACUUAAACGAUUUGGAAAAUAUCACCGUAUUCUUUAUCAUCAGUUUCGCUUACAUCAUGACUGAUCCAUCUGUAUUUAUCACCACAAUGUUGUUCAGAGUUUACACAAUUGCUAGAUUUAUUCACACCUUCGUCUAUGCAAUCGUGGUUUGCCCACAACCCUCAAGGGCCUUGUCUUGGGGCGUCGGCUAUGGUAUUACCAUCUAUAUGGGUAUCGCGACUGUGCUGAGUCUGUGCAAGCACAUGUAAAUGGUUAUUUAUGGGUGUUUCUAAUUAAUUCUGUCAGUAGUGUACUAAGCGG
This is a messenger RNA of Aethina tumida (small hive beetle), 613 nucleotides long. RefSeq names its product microsomal glutathione S-transferase 1. Gene Ontology annotation, cellular component: membrane. The coding region runs from base 109 to 561 and encodes 150 amino acids. Lineage: Eukaryota; Metazoa; Arthropoda; Insecta; Coleoptera; Nitidulidae. The record is from RefSeq and is a predicted model, not a curated record. The transcript is spliced from 3 exons.